Molecule: messenger RNA, 1755 nt
Organism: Callorhinchus milii (elephant shark)
Lineage: Eukaryota; Metazoa; Chordata; Chondrichthyes; Chimaeriformes; Callorhinchidae
Gene: hs1bp3
Product: HCLS1 binding protein 3
Exons: 7
Coding region: 76-1188 (370 amino acids)
Molecular function (GO): phosphatidylinositol binding
Source: RefSeq, a predicted model, not a curated record
CAGCGUCGCCUCCCGCCUCUGCCCCGGUACCGGCACAGGCACCGCACGCGCGGCGCGGCUCGCGGUGCUGUCGCCAUGUCCGAAGCAACGGUCACGUCCAGAGCGAUCCAGAAUCUGAACACUGGAAUAGACCUGUCAGUCCCAGAGUACCAGGAGAUCCAUGGUAAAAUGAUGUCUGGUCAUGUUGAAUAUCAGAUUGUUGUUGUAACGCAACUGGCUUCAUUCAAGUCUGCGAAGCACAAACCAAGGGAUGUUGUUCAGCUUGUGGUAUCUAAAAAGUACAGUGAGAUUGACGCCUUGCAUCAGAAGCUAGGUACUCAGUACCCACAGGCAAGCCUGCCGCCCAUGCCCAGAAAGGUUUUAUUUGUAGGGGAGUCGGCUAUAAAAGAACGAAGAGCAACGUUUGAUGAAAUCUUCAGAUCUAUUUCCAAGGACAAAACUCUUGUUACAAGUCCUGAGUUAUUGGCCUUUUUAGGAGCAAAAGGCAGAGACCUAGGAGAUUUAAAAUCUAGAAAUGUUACAGAUGAACAGCAGGAAGAUGAAGGGGAAUUUGGAGAUUUUUUCAACCAAGAGGCCACUAAGGAUGCUGUGCCGGUCAAACAUUCAGAGACCUACAAGACAGCAACUGAGCAGAUAGUAGAAAUGGCAGAUCCAUUGGGUGUUACUAGCUACAGAGUAAAGAAAACUGAGACACCUGCAAAGAAAGCCACACAUAAACUCACACUUUUUGAAGAAGUGGAUGCUGAUGCUGGGCUUUUUGAUCCUGUUGAAAGUUCCACCACACAGGUCGGAAAGAAAUCGACUUUCAGCGCCACUGGUUUCCGAUUAUUUGAGGACCCAGACUUGGAUGGGGCAGUUCGAUCAGAUGACCCAUUAUUACUUCCAACUACCUUUGAGCACAGAAUUGGUGCCUUAAGCACUGAUCUCAAUGAGGACACUGAAGAACUACUCAGAGUUGAAGAUGACUUGGAUAAAAUUCUGAAGUUACGCUCCAGCAGCAAAGCAAAACCUAAGGUACCAACCAAGCCAGCCAUACCUAACAAAGCAGCCUCGUCACCAGCACCAGAUGUGUCGCCAGCACCAGUGAGAUCCACUGAAAACCCAGUGGACAGCAUGAAUGAAAUGGACAUUCUAAAAUACAUCCAACAGAACGAGGCUUCAGGCAGUGAGGCACUGGACUUGUUUUGAACAACAUAAAUCACCUCCAUACUGUUGAUUUCCUGCAAUUGUUUGAUUACUUGCCUGUGAACAACUGUGAAUUUGACAAUUUGCAAAAGUUUUUCCAUCCCACUGGUGAACAGUGGAUCAGAGUGGGAUGUAAAGGAAAGUGGUAAAUUCUCAAGUUUAUAAUAUUUGAAACAAAAGACAUGUAUUAAAUUCUAAAAUAUAAAAUAAGUGGUACAUGAAAGAUCCUAGUUGCUAAUAUAGGGAAUACAAGGAAAGGGUGAACUGAGUUUAUCAGGCACAAAUCAGAAAAUUACAUCUGUUUGUAUGUGAAAACAUGAGGAAAGGUACAAUUUUCACUGUAUUUGAGUAAUCGGCACAUUCAGUGUUUUAACUAUUCAAUAAUUACAAAUUUUGCCUGCAAAAACAACUUGUAUUUUUAUAGCAUCAUUCACAUAGGAUGCUUGGAAUGUUUUGCAAAGAAUGGGGUCAGAUGGUAAGCAGGCGAGCGGGGGAAAGGUAGAGGUAAUAUGUAGUGUCCAUUUGUAGGUGAACGUGACAUCAAUUUGCACACAGCAAUGGCCCACAAAC